UUGAUCCUCUCCCUUCCCACCCCCUCCCCUCCUCCGAUUUUCUGCCCUUUUUUUUUCGUCCCCUCUGGUUUAGUCUGAUUUUCGUCAUCCCGUACUGUAUUUUAUUUUAAUUUUUUCUCAUUUUACUUAGUCUGCCCUAGCCUCCCACUCCCACUCCGACCUGCACUCUUCAAUGCCAACUUCCAUAUCUACCGCUCCCCUCAGCCAAGGAUCCCCUCCCUCUUCUCUCAUUGAUUAUCAGCCUCAGUCCGUCCCUUCUUCUUCUUCCCCUCCUCCUUCUACAGCUGCUGCUGCUGCUGCUGCGGUUGUCGUCGCUGUUCCUUCGUCUUCCUCCCCGGUCGACCUUGGCCUCCCGUCUUUCACCUCCACCUCGUCCCUUAUCACGUCCGACGUCCCCGCCACCACAACCACACCCAGUUUUACUGGUUCGGUUAUCGGCUCCAUUUCACGUCGGAAUCGACGCUCUUUUGCUGCUCUCGCUCGAGAAAAGACUUCUAGCGCUCUCGCAAAUCUCUCGUCAAUCGGCUCGACCACGAAUUCCUCCCUCCGGCAGUCCGCCUCAUCCGGGAGUCUACAGAAGCAUUCGCGCAAGGCUUCGCAACUGAGUGUGGGCGAAAUCUCAGGCUUUGUUCCACUCUCCCCGCCAUUGUCCGACGGUAGCGGCAGCAGCGAGCAAUCGAGCUCUGCCCCGUUCGAACCUUUAUCAGCGGUCACUGAGCAGCCCAACCCUGCCGCAGAACGGCGCCGCCAGACCAUCCAGCUUGUACCGCCCAUCUCUGAGAACAUACCUGUUUCUCCCGCCAAAAUGCAUCAAACCUCGUCAAGGCUGUUGCGCAUGACGGAGGAUGAUCGUCCUUUCACCAAGGAUUUCAUGGAUCUUUUCUCUACUCUUAUGGUCAGCUUGAAACUGGAUUCGCAUCGCGUUCGCUUUACGAAAUAUGACCACACUUUCACAUCGGAGGAAGCCAUUAACAAUCUGGGCUCCCUCAAAUUCUCUCAAUCGAACCGGAUGCCAGACCCGAAAGACCCCUCCCGCAUUGUAACCACUACUACAACAACUACCUUCUCAAUGGCGAAAGAAAUGGCUCGAUCGGUAUGUCAGCGGUUUGUGGAUGCUCGCUUCAUUGAGUCUGUGGAUGGGAAAUACUCGCACACGUUUCCGCUGAAGGGCGCUUUAUAUCAACUUACUCCGAAAGGUAUCAACAUUUUGCAGAGGUUCUGUCAGAGAAACGGCAUCACUGCGCGCCAUGUUAUUGACGUCCUGGAGUCGCCCCGCAACACUAUGCAACUCGUCAACUUGGAGCGCGAUACCGAAACCGACAAGCUCUCCCACGACCGAGCGACGAUCGAAGUCAUCUUCCGUCGAUUCGCAGGGCAGGACGGCCCUAAUGUGAAGAGCAGUGUCUCGAGCUCGGAUUCAGAUUCCCUCAGCGACUACUCAAAUGGUCUGGUUGGAGUAAAGAUGGCUCGGGAGCGCAAAGUCGGCGACAAAAUUUGCGCCAAUACUUUCACUGGGAAGGCUGCGGUUGACUGGCUGAUGGACUGUUCGACAACCAUUGAGCCCCGGGAGACGGUUCUGAUCGCGGAACUUUUUGUUAAGUAUGGAUUGAUCACCGUACUUCAGGAGGACCGGUCAAUGCCGCAGGUCGAGAACUCACUAGUUGCUUUCCAACCCUCGAAGAACGCGAUCUACGCCAUCACUGAGCGUGGCCAGCGGGUUUGCGGAUGGCUCGCUCGCGACAAGCCUCGCGACACGACGACCUAUGACAGCCGUGGCAUCCCACGGGAUUCGAAUAACGCACGCUUGAACCAUAUCUUGCAAGACCCUGCCCUACGCCUACUAUUCCGAGAAUUUCUCCGUUUCUCACUCUGCGAAGAAAACCUGUCAUUCUACAUUGACGUCUCCGAGUUCACCACCCAGUAUCAUAAAUUCGACAAGGUGGGCCACUUCAAGAAGCCCGACGCUGUACGGGAAACGCUUGCGGCAGCAUAUGGCCUUUACAAUGCGUUCCUAGCACCCGGGUCUCCCUGCGAGCUCAACAUUGACCACGCGCUCCGUAACAGUCUGGCCAGUCGCAUGACGAAAGCUGUUGGCGACGACGACUCAAUGCUCAAGAGUCUCCAAGAAGUAGUCCAGCUGUUUGAGAUGGCACAAACAUCGGUAUUCAAGCUUAUGUCAAGCGAUUCUGUUCCCAAAUUCCUGCGGGAUCCGAAAUACUCCGCAAUCCUCCAGGAGCACGACGUUGAUGACCUGAUCGGUGGUGGAAGAUCUUACUCGCCUACGCCUGGAAACGUCCCGGAACGAUCGAUGAGUCGCUCACAACGUUCAUGACAGUAAUUAUCUACACGCGUGAUGGCUACGCCCAUCGUACCCUAUCGGUCGAUAUUACUUUCUAGGCACGAUUUUGUUCCACGCGAUACGUUUUAAUAUCUUCAUUCCACGUCUGUGAUAUGAACGCCCUCCGCAUUGUUUCCUAUAUAUAAUCCACCCUCGAGACACGACACCUAUUUCCCCCGACGAGCUUCCUGCAAGCCAUCACGAGAUAUGAAAGACAUUAUGAUCCACGGAUCAUGUUGAUAGAGACGCCUGGGCAGAAAUUUUGCUGAUGUUUUCUGUCGCCUUUUCUUUUAUCCAUUCGCACGGAUUCCACUGGGAUAGAAAUGCGGAAAGCCCAAAACAUAAUUGUUGAGCAGCAUUAGAGUGGCGUUUCUUCCUGCUUCAUUUACUCUUUUUCAUCUCAUUUGUCGCACUAUUCUCCCAUGUAUGCACGAAGCUAAGACCUCAAUUUCCUUACUUCAUUUUCCUUUUAUUUCAUCUAUUCACUUCGGGACAUCAAGUCGACAUGUAGGUGCCCUCGUCUUAUGUUCUCUCUGCACGAGCAUCUAGCGUCUUCCAAGCAAUCUGCACGCAUCUAUCUGGUUUCGCAUUUCAGGGUUCAGCGCUGUCUGGCUAUCUGUUCUAUGCAGCUACGGCGAUUCGAUUCUCGUUUGCCUUAUCUUCUCUUCUUGACCGAGGUUCCCUGCUGUUCUUGUAUACAUAUGAUAUGAUUCACAUACCUACCAUCCAGAAAUUUAGUAAAAGCAUUCAGAAAC
Messenger RNA from Aspergillus nidulans FGSC A4, 3093 nucleotides. It is a transcript of the gene flbA, whose product is annotated as developmental regulator FlbA. The transcript has 4 exons. The coding region runs from base 173 to 2332 and encodes 719 amino acids. The record is from RefSeq and is a predicted model, not a curated record. NCBI's taxonomy places the organism in Eukaryota, Fungi, Ascomycota, Eurotiomycetes, Eurotiales, Aspergillaceae. Gene Ontology annotation, biological process: intracellular signal transduction.